AUGGCGUCCGAAAACAGCUCUGAAUCCCAAGAUGAGACAGCAGCCCUUAUAGAGACGGGCUCGGAGCAAGAUGCAGAUGAGCAAUGUUCCACAGUUGCGAAACAAAGCCAGUCUAAAAUAACUCUGUAUCACUGGACGCAGUCCUUCAAUUCUCAGAAGGUGCGUCUGGCCAUAGCAGAGAAAGGUUUGCACUGUGAGGAGUAUGAUGUGAGCCUGCCGCUCAGUGAACACAACGAGCCCUGGUUUAUGCAUCUGAAUCCCACUGGUGAGGUACCAGUCCUAGUCCACAAUGAAAACGUCAUCUGUGACCCAACACAGAUCAUGGACUAUCUGGAGCAGAAUUUCAAUGACGAGGGCACUCCAAAGCUGAUCCCUGAAGAGGGCAGUACAUACUAUCUCAGAGUGCAGCACUACAGAGAGCUGCUGGACUCACUACAGAUGGAUGCCUAUACCCAUGGCUGCAUCCUUCACCCUGAGAUCACAGUGGACUCCCACAUACCUGCAUAUGCUGCCACAUGUAUAAGAACACAGAUCGGAAACACACAAACUGAGCUGAAGAAACUGGCAGAGCAGAACCCAGAGCUUAAAGAUGCUUAUAUAGCAAAACAGAGGCGCUUAAAAUCCAAGUUGUUUGACCAUGACAACAUGAAGUACCUGAAGAAGCUUCUGGAUGAAUUGGAGAGUGUCAUGGAUCAGGUCGAGACAGAGCUACAGAGGAGGGUGGAAGAAACACCAGAGGAAGGCAGUCAGUCCUGGUUGUGUGGUGACUUCUUCAGCAUGGCGGACGUCUCUCUGGCAGUCACCUUACACCGCCUCAAGUUCCUCGGCCUCUCCCGGCGCUACUGGGGCAACGGUAACCGCGUGAACCUAGAAACAUACUACGAGCGUGUGGUGGAACGCAAAGCCUUUAGGAGAGUGCUGGGCCAUGUCAACAACAUCCUGAUCUCUGCUGUCCUUCCUGUGGCGUUUCGCGUUGCCAGGAAGAACGCGCCAGUUAUUCUUGGCACCACUCUGUUGAUAGGUGUUCUAGGAGGAGCUACGUACCUUGCUUUUCUUUACAUGAAGAAGAGGCUGACUGUCUUCAGCUGAGGGAGCCAGCAAGAGUUGCUUUGGGACUGAAUUGGGGGCUGGAAGGUAGACAAACACAGAUAAAUGUGAGAAAUGUCGCCUAAAUCAUAAUUUAAAUUGUGUGAAGUUAAAAUACAUAGUGUAAUUGAUCAUUCAGUAGGGAUCAGUAAUAUUUAAUUGAAACAAACCUUAAUUUUCUUGUUUUCUGUGUUGCUGGUUGCACAAAAUGCACUUUUAAUCAUCCUCAAUAUGUGACUGCUGCAUUACACACCAAAGUACUGACUUAAAGGACCAUACUGGUAUGUUCUACAUAUGUUUGCCAUUUGUUAUAAAUCAUAUAUACCACAUCUUGUGUGCCAGCCUCAUAUUCACAAGCUAUGUUAUUGUAGCAGGUGGGAAUAAAGUAGAUUGAUGAAAAAGAAGAUGAAAUAUAUAAUCCAUCCAUAUAAUAGCACAUGAAUGUACCAUUCCUCUCUGACAAAAGUGAAAAUACAUAUCCAAACAUUUUGACUGUUGACUAUGCGCCCUGCAAUUGUUGCAUAAGUGUGAUAUAAAUAGGCAAACUACGAACACAUUUUCAUAAUGUAUUGAAGGUAAAGGAAACCAAUGGCUUCAAAAAAGUUUAGUUCCAAGUUGUCAUUACUAAUGUAGGCAUUACUUGAUUUAUUGUAAAUGGGCUAAAAUGUGCAAAAACUCCAGUAUGGUCGACAUAUUUGUGUGUAUUCAAAUCAAGAGCCAGAUAUGUUUUGCCUCACGUGUGCUCUGUCAUUUAUUAUUUCAUUGUCGUCCAUACUUGCAUGUUAGAAAUUUAAAAAAGGUAUACUGCUGUAGACGCCUGCUAGCCUUUAACAAACUGAUCCGCUCAGCAGUUAACAUACUGCAUGUCAAAACUUGUGUCUACAUUUGACAAAGGCUCUGUAUGAACACCUGCACUCAUGUUUUACUGUAUGACUGAUGGGUAAUUGUCUGAAAUAUUAUCUAUGUAACAACAGCUGAAUGGAUGCUUUUCCAAUUGCAUUUACAUCUUCGGACCAUCAUG
Messenger RNA from Morone saxatilis (striped sea-bass), 2107 nucleotides. RefSeq names its product ganglioside induced differentiation associated protein 1 (gene gdap1). Bases 1 to 1089 code for a protein of 362 amino acids. The transcript is spliced from 6 exons. Lineage: Eukaryota; Metazoa; Chordata; Actinopteri; Moronidae. The record is from RefSeq and is a predicted model, not a curated record. Gene Ontology annotation, biological process: mitochondrial fission; mitochondrial fusion. Gene Ontology annotation, cellular component: mitochondrial outer membrane.